AUGUUGGAAGAUGUUGAAAUUACAAAUACAAUUUCAGAAACGGAUGAAGAUGUGACUAUAUUUUGUUUUUGUGAUAAUUCUGAGCUUAAUGGUUCGAUUAAUUUCAAAAAAUGGGUAAUAGAGGGGAUUGAAAAAUACUUAUUGAGUGAGAGUCAUACAAAUGCAGUGAGUACAAUUUUAAUUGAACUUUUGAAAGAUAUUAAAUCCUUUCAAAAAAUCUGUAUUAAUUUAAAAAAUCAUAUUUGUGAUAAUUGUUUAAGAAGACUUUCAGGCGCACAAAAGUUGGAAGAGUCUGAAGUGGAAGGCUUGAUUUACUUUAUAGGAAUGAUAUUUACUAAGACUCAGCUUCAAAUUUCCAGUAUUAAAUUGGUAAAACUAAAUAAGGUUAACUCAUUUUUACUGGAAAUGGUCCAGAAUUGUAUUCGUUGCAAGAUAGCCAAGAUUGAAUCAAUUAACAAUGAGGAUUUUGUAAAACAUUCGAAUAUAGUUACUGAACUAAUUAUACAAGUUUUAUCGUUCGGAAUUAUACAAAUUUCUCUUAAGAAUUAUGAUGAUGCUUAUGUUGCAUUAAAUUAUAUCGCAAAGAAUUAUCCAGAUAUCGAUAGAUUGUUAGAUUGUCUCAAAGAAGCCAUUUUACUAUUAUUCAAAGCAAAUGAGCCAGAGUCUCUAACAAAUAAAUCCCAUCAGUACUUUGCAAAACUUUAUUUAUUUUAUCCGCAUAUUAUACAUUGUAUGGUUAGGUCAAUAUUAUCCUUGAAUGGAAUAGAUCUGAACCAAUCACCUUUAUCAAGCAUUAUAAUUGGAGCUCCCAAAAAUUUAGAAGUUUAUUCCAGGUGCAAAAAUUUGCUACAAGAAUGUUUUGAAUUGAACAAAAACUUUAUUAAUUAUGAAAUUGGAUAUACAUUAUCCAGACUUUACUUUGAAAUAGAUGUGAAUGCUGAUCCAAGCAUUAAUAUCAUGGAAAAAUUACUGGAAAAAAAUCCAUUUAAUGAUGAUUUUAGAUUCUAUUUAGGGAAGUUGCUUUAUUGUAGAGCAAUUGAAGCCAGAAAAAACAAUUCUGAAUUGAGUUUGGUAAAGUCCAUUUUAAAAAAAGUAAUAUUAUAUAUUCCACAAUCUUCAGAAGUUUAUAGUGACUUGGGGGUGAUAUAUUACGAAUUAGGCAAGGAGGAAAAGGCAAUUUGGUGCUUUAAGCUUUCAAUCCACUUUAAUCCUAUGAAUGUGAAUGCUUAUGAUAGUUUUGGGGUGAUUCUUAGAAGGCUAGGAUUUAUUGAUCAGGCAAUCUUAUGCUACGAAAGGAUAAACCAAAUUAAUCCAAACUGCAUUAAUACAUUGAAUGUUAUUGCAGCUUUAUAUGGUAAUAUUGGUAAGAUUGAUGAAUCCUUUGAAUAUUUUAAAAAGUGCUUAGAAAUUGAUCAGGGUGUUCCUGAUGUAUAUAAUAAUCUUGGAGUACUUUAUAGAGACUGUGGAAACUUUUUGAUGGCUAAAAACUGUUUUUUAGUAGCUCUAAACCUAGAUCCUAACCACAACAUGGCUUUCCAGAAUUUAUUAUAUAUUCUGAAUUAUUUUAUACCAUUAAAAAAUCAAAAAAUCAUUGGAAAUGUAAGAAAAAAUUCCAUCGAAUUAAUAAUUAAUAACUUAAAGCAUUCUGACAAAAGUCUAUGCCUAGAUAUCAGCUCUACACCACAGUCAUAUGUUUGUGAACCUCCCAUUUGGAUAAAUAAUUCUGAUUAUUACGUUAAUUACCGAGAUAUGUAUGAUUUAUCAUUGGAAUGGGGAAACAAAUUCAUCGAAAUGCACAAGGAAAUCAAAGAUCGUCUUGAUAAGUUAAUUCCUAUUCCAAAGAUUCCAGAUAUAAAGUCAAUCUCAGAAACGGAAUUGAUUAAUAUAGGUUUUGUUGGUGCGGAAUAUUUUCAUCAUGCAGUGGCUUUCUUCAUUUUAGCUCCCAUAAAAUUUUUAAUUGAGAAUUUUUCAAAAGAUGCAAUCACAAAUUAUAGCACAACACAUGUCUCAAAAAUUAAAUUGAAUAUUUUCAUAUAUGACAAUUCUCCCCAUCAUGACUAUUAUUCAUGCUAUUUCAAGGAGCUAGUUUCUAGUGAAAAUUGGAGAAAUAUACAUGGGAAAGAUCUAGAGUGUACUUCAAAACUUAUUCGAGCUGACAAAAUCCAUAUUCUCUUUGACUUGAGUGGCCAUACUGUCAAUAAUUGUUUGUCUUUAUUUGCUCUAAAAAAUUCUCCAAUUCAAAUCUCUUGGGUAGGAUAUCCAAAUACUACUGGGCUAAGACACAUUGAUUAUCGUAUUACUGACAAGAUAGCUGAUCCUGUUAAUUCAAAACAAAGAUACUCUGAGAAAUUAAUUUACCUUCCAAAUUGCUUUCUAUGUUAUACAUUACCAAAGAUUCAGCACCCACCAAUAUCUGAACUUCCUUUCAAAAAAAAUGGAUUUAUCACUUUUGGUUCGUUCAACAGAGUUACUAAAUUACAUCCCUUAACAAUAGAUCUAUGGGGAGAAGUCCUGAAAAACAUCCCUAAGAGCCACUUGCUACUGAAAUCCAAGGCAUUUAGCUCACAAUCUUGUUGUAAUUUUUAUCUUGAAAUUUUCAAAUCAAAAUACAAUGUAGAGCCUCAUAGAAUUUCUUUAAUCCCUUUAAACAGCUCCUACUACACACAUCUCGAGCUUUACAAUGAUGUUGAUAUUUCUUUAGAUACCUUUCCAUAUACUGGAACAACAACAACAUUUGAAUGUAUUUUUAUGGGAGUCCCAAUAAUUACUUUAAGUAUUGAUCAAUCCGAAAAUUCCCAAGUAGAUUCUUCAGAUAUAUAUACGGAAAUUUCUUCGUUCCAUUCUCAAAAUGUUGGAAAGUCUAUUCUAACCCAUUUGAACCUAAAGGAACUCAUUGUAAGUAAUAAAAACGACUUUAUUAGAGUUGCUUCAAACCUUGCAAAUGAUACUGAAAAAUUGAUUUAUUAUCGCUCAAACCUUCGUAAAAUACUUAGUGAAUCCAAACUUUGCGAUGGAGAAAAGUUUUCUCACGACUUUUUUGAAUUAAUUUUGCAUACUAUUGCAUGCCACGAUAAAAAUCUAUCUGCAUGA
This is a messenger RNA of Cryptosporidium ubiquitum, 3090 nucleotides long. RefSeq lists its product as uncharacterized. Lineage: Eukaryota; Apicomplexa; Conoidasida; Eucoccidiorida; Cryptosporidiidae. The record is from RefSeq and is a predicted model, not a curated record. The coding region runs from base 1 to 3090 and encodes 1029 amino acids. The transcript has a single exon. Gene Ontology annotation, molecular function: protein binding.